Messenger RNA from Mus musculus (house mouse), 1889 nucleotides. It is a transcript of the gene Pllp, whose product is annotated as plasma membrane proteolipid. Gene Ontology annotation, cellular component: plasma membrane; apical plasma membrane; membrane. NCBI's taxonomy places the organism in Eukaryota, Metazoa, Chordata, Mammalia, Rodentia, Muridae. The coding region runs from base 73 to 621 and encodes 182 amino acids. Gene Ontology annotation, biological process: regulation of transcytosis; myelin assembly. Gene Ontology annotation, molecular function: identical protein binding. The transcript is spliced from 4 exons. The record is from RefSeq and is marked validated.
AGCCGGAGCCGCAGUCGCAGCCCCGGAGCAGCGCCGGGAGCGCGGCCAGAGCGUCGUAGGCUCGCGAUCGCUAUGGCGGAGUUCCCGUCGAAAGUGAGCACGAGGACCAGCAGCCCCGCGCAGGGCGUGGGAGCCUCUGUGUCUGCGCUGCGACCGGAUCUGGGCUUCGUGCGCUCCGCUCUUGGGGUGCUCGCGCUUCUGCAGCUGGCACUGGGGCUGCUGGUGUGGGCCCUGAUUGCUGACACCCCAUACCAUCUGUAUCCUGCCUAUGGCUGGGUCAUGUUUGUCGCUGUCUUCCUCUGGCUGGUGACAAUCGUCUUCUUCAUCAUCUACCUGUUUCAACUGCACAUGAAGUUGUACAUGGUGCCCUGGCCGUUGGUGUUACUGAUCUUUUUUGUCGCUGCCACGGUUCUCUACAUUACUGCCUUUAUCGCCUGUGCAGCGGCGGUCGAUCUGACAUCCCUGAGGGGCUCCCGGCCAUAUAACCAGCGCUCAGCUGCCUCUUUCUUUGCUUGUCUGGUGAUGAUUGCCUACGGAGUGAGCGCUUUCUUCAGCUUCCAGGCCUGGCGAGGAGUGGGUAGCAACGCGGCCACGAGUCAGAUGGCUGGGGGCUACUCCUAAGCCAGCUAUGCUGUGGCCUGAGCCAUGGCUGGGUCUUAGCACAGGGUCACCCCCUAAGCUUACUGGACUCAAACUCUCCAGCACUCCUGAGGAACUGGCCUACACUGGCACAGAUGGAACUGGCCAAGAGCCAGGGGUGGGGACAUCCUCCCCACCUCCCUUAUUCAGCAGAAGGUGAUGGGGUUUGGGGAGCUCUGCCUUGUCAUCAGAGAACUUCAGUAGCCCAGGCUGGGCCACCCUGUUCACCAGCACUAAAUGCACUAACAGACCCUCAGCCUCUGACCUGCCUCAGUAUAACCCUAACAAAAGACAGAUUAUCUUUGUCCCCAAGCCAAGUAAGCCCCGGGCUCUUCUGGUCCCACCGUCCCCUCCCCUGCCCCAUGCCAACCUGUCACCUGUAGAGAGACUUUUAUAGGAAGAGUUGGGAUUUCUGGGACUGGACGAUUUCUGAUAACUGUUGGUUACAACAGUUUCCGAUGGCAGCAAGCUCGCUAGGUCCCCUCCCUCAUGUGGAACUCUCCCCUUUGGGAGAGCUAGCACCCGUGCAAGGGUUCUCCCCGCCCCCCCCGCCCCAGGCUGCUGAUUAGGCACAGGGGACUUCCAAGGAGGGACAGAAGGAAGCAGGGCCUUGCCUGGUGAGCUGUCAUGGGGUUAAUGGUGACUCUUGUUUGGAAUUAUUAUUUUUUACAAUUUAAAUAAAAAUGGAAGCAUCUGUUUGGAAAGGGGUUAUCAUUCCUGGUCUUAGAUGUUUGCUAAGGUUUUUACUUUUUGGUCCUUUUAGAAGAUGGCAACAAUUAAGAUGAAAUUAGAAUCAGAUACUUGUGUUUUGAUACUGUUAGAGGGAGGAGAUCAAGUUUUGGCUCUUGGUCCCCGCUCACACUUGUCUUGGUGAUUGUCAAUAUACAUAGUGUCCACUUUGGAGGUUAGGUAAUGAAGUCUCCCUGUUCCAGGAGGACUAGCCCAUUUUGAGGCAUAGAGGAAAGCGAAUCCUAGGAAGCCAGAGCUCUCAGAGACCCAUCAGGUAUCUCACGGCCUGACGUAAUGCCUCGUACAAUCUCAGAAUGCCGGUUUAGGGGAGGCAUUCUGGGUUCUGCUGCUCAGGCAGGGAAUAGAAGGCAGCAUCUCAGUGAUGGGUCACACGGGCCAGACUCUUAACUUUCUUGCCCUUGUCUUGUCCAUUGGAGGACGCACAUAGCAUCUGUCCAAGUUUGUGGACCAACACACAAAAUUAGCAAGCUUACAUAGAAUAUUAAACUGUUCUUGCAGUC